AGGCCCCACCGAACUGAACUCUGGGACUGGAGUAAAGAACCAGCAUGAGAACAGGGAUUCACCUGCUCCUCCCCAGGCUCAGUGUCCAGCUCAGACCCUGCGUCUCCCCUUUCUUUUCAUUCAUGUUUCUUUCCUACACCCUCGCUGUCAGACUAGACUGGCAGCCACCCAGUCUGUCUUAAGUGCCUUGAAAUGUGUUGAAUGGAUGUGGCAUAGUCCUUGGCAGAGUGACACUACUCCACAGGAAUUUGUUUAUUCCUUGGUGUAGGACAUAGCAGGUAAUGAGUAUGACUGAUAAUCUAAGAUGUUGUUUAUUACUGGAUAAAGGAAUGUUACUGUUACAUUUGCAUAUACACUCCCAAACCGAUUCUUUAAAAUAAGGACCAGAUCUGGCCUCUCCAUAUCAGAGAUCCUAAAGGGAGAAGACAAGGUGAGCUCCAGGAACCAGAACUUGAGGAUCCUUGGCUCAGGUCCUGCCCUUCAUCCCAGGCUCCUGUUGAGUCAUUUCAUCACGUUAAAAAUGUCAUUUUUGGAGGACUCAGGAGUGAAGAUGGAAUCUGAAGACUGGGAAAGAGAUGAGCCCCAUGGCUGCUCAGAAGACUUGGCCAGAAGUCCCCUGGAGCCAGGCCCAAGCCUCACUUCCAUAAGCUCUGCCCACUCAUGUCCAAAAGUGAAAGUCUCAUACCCAGAGAAAUUCAGCAUUCAUGACCGAGAUCACAAAGUAUUGGUCCUGGACUGCGACACCCUCAGAGCAGUUCCAUUUAAAACCUACAUACGCCCAGAGAUGUUCUUUGUCUUGGCCUCCUCCCUGAGCUCAGCCUCUAAGGAGAAAGGAAGUCCAAUUCUUUUGGCAGUCUGUAAAGGAGAGCUUUGUCUCUGCUGUGAGAAGGACAGAAGACAAAGCCAACCAUCUCUUCAGCUGAAGAAGAAGAAACUUACCAACCUGGCUGCCCAGAAGGAAUCAGCACGUCAGCCCUUCAUCUUUUAUAGGACUAAGGUGGGCUCCCAGAACAGAUUGGAGUCAGCUGCCCAUCCUGGAUGGUUUAUUUGUACCUCCCGCAAUUCUGGUGAACCUGUUGGAGUGACAAAUGUUCUUGGAAAAAGGAAACACACUGAGUUUUCAUUUCACAGAGCUGAAACAAGUCCCAGUGAGGUUAGCGGGUAGGAAAUUGCCCCAUCAAAUGCCUUCUUGUGCUUUCCUUUCUAACUCAGACCAAUUAUAGAAGGAUACAGAAUAUACUUACUCUUACAGAAUAUACUUACUCUUUCAUCUCUCAUCAGUACUUUGAGAAUUUGUGUCUUUAGGUCAAAAUAAGAAAGAAGGAUUAAUUAAAGAGUUUUAGAUGAAAUAAAAUUCUGGUUGGAAUGAU
Canis lupus familiaris (dog) is the source of this 1370-nucleotide messenger RNA. It is a transcript of the gene IL37, whose product is annotated as interleukin 37. Gene Ontology annotation, biological process: positive regulation of gene expression; cellular response to lipopolysaccharide; inflammatory response to antigenic stimulus. Gene Ontology annotation, cellular component: nucleoplasm. Gene Ontology annotation, molecular function: cytokine activity. The transcript has 6 exons. The record is from RefSeq and is a predicted model, not a curated record. Lineage: Eukaryota; Metazoa; Chordata; Mammalia; Carnivora; Canidae. Bases 521 to 1165 code for a protein of 214 amino acids.